UCAACAAACCACAACUUUCGUCAAGAAUACUCUUUUCCUUUCUCCAAGUGAAUACUCUUUUCCUUUCUCCAAUGGCAGAAGGAGUCCUCUUCAACGUUGCAGAAGGGAUCAUUGGAAGGUUAGGCUCCCUUGUUUUCCAAGAGAUUGCCUUGCUUUGGGGUGUCAAAGAUGACCUCCAAAAGCUGAAGGACAAAGUUGCCCAACUCCAAGCUGUUCUUCUUGAUGCUGAGCAAAAACAAGCCAACAAUAAUGAAGUCAAAGUGUGGCUCCAAAGCGUAGAAGAUGCAGUUUAUGAAGCUGAUGACGUGCUCGAUGAGUUUUAUACUGAAGCUCAGUGGAGACAAAUGGUGCCCGGAAAUAAUAAAGUGUCAAAGCAGGUACGCAGCUUCUUCUCUAGCUCAAACCCGCUUGUUUUUGGGCAGAAAAUUGGUCAUAAGAUAAAAGUUUUUGUUCAAUUACAAGUGACCCACGAAGAUGUAGAAUUUGUAAGAAGAGAGAGGGUCACUCACUCAUUUGUCCGCGAGGAUAAUAUAAUAGGGAGAGAUGAAGAUAAAAGCGCAAUUAUUCAACUUUUGUUGGAUUUGGAUCCCAUCUCUACAGAAAAUGUCUCAACUAUUUCCAUAGUUGGAUUUGGAGGAUUGGGAAAAACUGCACUUGCCCAACUAGUUUUCAACGAUGAGGUGGUUCAAAAUCAUUUUGAGCUGAAAAUGUGGACAUGUGUCUCCAAUGUGUUUGAAUUGAAUGUACUUGCUGAGAAAAUCAUUCAAUCUUUGGAUGCACUUGUUAAGAAUAUCCUAAAAGCGGAUAACCUUGACAUUGAUCUGUUGCAAAAUGAGCUUAGGAAGAAGAUCGAUGGGAAGAGAUACCUCCUUGUGUUAGACGAUGUGUGGAAUGAAAAUCGUGGAAAAUGGCUUAGCUUGAAAGACUUGUUGAUGGGUGGUGCAAGAGGUAGUAAAAUACUAAUAACUACUCGCAGUGAAAAAGUUGCAAAAAUAACAGACACAUCUAAACCAUAUAACUUAAGCGGUUUAAGUGAAGAGCAGUCUUGGUAUUUGUUCAAGAAAAUGGCAUUCCAAGAUGGAAAAGAGCCAACGAGUUCAACCAUUAAAGCCCUUGGGGAGGAGAUUGCUAGAAAAUGUAAGGGGGUUCCGCUUGCUAUAAGGACCAUAGGACGGAUGUUGUACUCCGAACAUCAAGAAACUAAAUGGUUGAAAUUCAAGAAUAACAAGCUUUCAACAAUAAGGCAAGAAGAAGAUGAUAUUUUACCAACACUUCAGCUGAGUUAUGAUGUUCUCCCAUCACAUUUGAAACAUUGUUUUGCUUAUUGUAGUUUGUUCCCGCCUGAUUAUGAGAUUCCCGUAGAGAAUUUAAUUAAGCUGUGGGUGGCACAAGGGUUCGUUAAGUCUUCAAAUCCUAAUGAGUGCUUGGAAGAUGUUGGUUAUGAAUAUUAUAACGAACUAGUUUGGAGAUCUUUUUUCCAAGAAGAAGAAAAAGAUGAGUUUGGUAUAAUAAAAAGCUGUAAAAUGCAUGAUCUCAUGAAUGAACUUGCUGUUAAAGUGGCAGGGGAGGGAAGCACAAUAAUAGAUCGCAAUAAGACUGAUUUUGAUGCAAAACGUCUUCUUCAUGUAUCUUUCGAUUUUGAUGUUGAUUCGUCGGAAUGGAAAAUACCGACAUCCUUGCUGGAAUCAAAUAAGCUAAGGACUUUUCUUUUCCUAAGACAAGGGUGGGGGUUGGAGAAGUCAUUCCAUAAGUCAUUUUGUGCUACAAUUGCUUCAAAUUUUAAGUCAUUGCGUAUGUUGAGUUUGAAUGGAUUGGGAAUUACAAAAUUGCCAAAAUGUCUUAGGAAAAUGAAACAUUUAAGAUAUCUUGAUCUUAGUUUUAAUCCCAUUGAGAGACUUCCAAAUUGGAUAGUCGAACUUCAAAAUUUGGAAACACUAGAUCUCAAAUGGUGUCAGUCUCUUGUGGAAUUGCCUAGAGAUAUCAAGAAAAUGAAAAACUUGAGGCAUCUGAUUUUGCAAUAUUGUGAUAACUUGGCUCGGAUUCCUCGUGGAUUGGGUGAAUUGACUUGUCUUCGUACUUUGAGUAAAUUUGUUUUGAGCGAAAAUAGUUCCAUGUCCAAGGACAGUGCAGGGCUCAGUGAGUUGGGGAAGCUGAAAGAUUUAAGAGGAAAGUUGGAGAUCAUAAAUUUGGGGUACAAGAAAGAUAUGGUGUCAGAAUUGAAUUAUGAUGGUGCAGUUUUGAAGGAGAAACGACAUCUCUAUUCGUUGACUUUACAUUGGAUGGGCAUCGAAAGAGAAAAUAGUGAUGCGGUUGAGGAGGAGAGUGAUGUAAUUAUUAAGUCAAUGGAAGCGCUGCAGCCCCAUUCAAGUCUAAAAGAGUUAGUCCUUGAGGGAUACCCGGGUGCGAGGUUUGCGAGUUGGUUUCAUUCUCUCACAAAUAUUGUUAAUCUCGGAUUGUAUGACUGUGAUAGAUGCCAACAUCUUCCACCGUUGGAUCAUUUACCUUUUCUUAAGAGUCUUACUCUUUCCGAGUUAAGGAAUUUGGAGCACAUAUCAGCAAAAGACAAGGUUAAGGACUUUGCCGGUGAUGAGAUGAUGAUGAUGUCAGCUGCUUCUCCAUCGACGACCUUCUUUCCCUCCUUAGAGAGUCUUUAUCUAUUUGAAUGCCCUAAUCUCAAGGGAUGGUGGAGGAAUGAAACAGCUUCAGCUUCAGCUUCUUCAUUUCCUUGUCUUUCUACUUUAGAAAUAUGUGAUUGUCCUAACCUAACUUCCAUGCCGCUGUACCCAAAUCUUCAUAGCCUGGAGUUAGAAAACAGCAGCUGGAAGGUCCUUCCCUCCUCCUUUGUUCCCUCCUCCAAAUUAAAGUUUCUGUACAUUACAGCCGUUGAGGAUAUAGAAUAUGUGCUAGAAGAAGGGAUUGGAAACCUCAAAUCACUUCAGUUCCUUUCGAUAUUGAAUUGCCCGAAAUUGGCGUCACUACCGGAAGGGCUUCGUUGCCUCGCCUCAUUAAAAAGGUUGACAAUUGUAGAUUGCCCUAUCUUAAAGCAAAGAUGCCAGAAAGAAACAGGUGAGGACUGGUCCAAGAUUGCUCACAUCCCAGACAUUUGCAUUGUUCCCUAGCUUGGUCCAUUUGAUGAUCUUUAAGGGUUGGGUCAGUGCACUAAAAACUCUUAUGGCUUGAUUGUGAUUGUGCAACAGCAGAUCACCAACAAAGUGGUGACCAUGAAAUUGGGAAGCCAAGCACGGCGCACCAUCUUAGAUUCAAAAGGGCAACAGCAAGCUUCUCUUCAGAAUCUUUAAAAAGUUGUACUAUUCGUGAUUCAGCUUCCGUGUCUUCAGCAAAGAUGAAGUCAUCCUCAAAUUCUGCCUUUUCUGGAAAGCUGCCAUCUUCUUCACAUAUCAUGCGCAUACUCAAAACCUGCAGCGCUUCCAUGGCCGUGCUGUGAAAACCACUGUUGGCAUAUGCAGAGAAAACAAAAUGGCAGGUCGCUGGAUCCGGCUGGACUUUUUCUUGGUGCAUCCACUCAACGACAAAUUCAACUACCUCAAUCACUUCCUGACAUUUAUUGCAGGGGAGAAGAAAAAUAUAUAUUACUAUCGAAUAAUGCAACCACAAUUUUUGUGGUUGAUCAAAUUAUAAUCAUGUAUAUCGAGAACCAUGCUGCUCUUUUGAUCUUACCUUUUCACAGGCUUUUUCAAGAAUGGUAUUAAAUAGCAAGGUAUCAAGUUCAUUGCGUUCUGAA
Messenger RNA from Prunus mume (Japanese apricot), 3742 nucleotides. The record is from RefSeq and is a predicted model, not a curated record. NCBI's taxonomy places the organism in Eukaryota, Viridiplantae, Streptophyta, Magnoliopsida, Rosales, Rosaceae.